AUGGGGUUGAACGUGGUGUUGUUGGCCCAGGCACUAGGCGCGCUCGCAGCGUUCUACGUUGCAAAAUUUCUUAUCCGGCUGAUCCAGGUCAGGUCGAGAGUGCGGGCCGUCUCCAAAGAUCAUGCAGUGGAUGUUCUUCCGCACUCGUUCAUCUUUGGCCACCUAUUGCUUGUUGGCAAAUUGAUGGCAAAGCAACCUCCGGGACUCAAUGGCCAAGUGCUCCCGCUUUUACUGUUGAGAGAAUACCCGGACCUCUGCAAGAAAGGGCUAGUCUACGUAGACACCUGGCCCAUCGGCCCGCCCAUGAUUGCCGUCUUUCACCCAAAGAUUGCAGAUCAAUUCACACAGGAGCGUUCGCUACCAAAACAUUCCAUGAUGAAAGAGGAGUUUCACCCACUGACGGGCUGCGAUGAUCUUGUCAACAUGGAGGGCCAGACGUGGAAGACAUGGCGGGCCGUGUUUAACCCAGGGUUCUCAGCUCGGAACAUCCUCUCAUUAGUCCCUGCAAUGGUUGAAGAAGCAUUAGUUCUCAAAAAGUCUUUCGAGGCUCUUGCUGACUCGGGAGCAACUGUUGCUCUGGAGGACGGUGUUAUGAAGGCCACUGUAGACGUCAUCGGCAGAGCGGUUCUGGGGACUCGCCUCAAUGCACAAACAACAAACUCUCCCGUUUUCAGAGCUCUGCAGAAGCAGAUUGGCUUGCUGAUCCCAGACAAUAGCCCGCCUAAUCUCCUAAAGUCUAUCAAUCCCUUGCGGCCGUUUCAGAUGCUUUACUACAACUACGUCAUGAAGCGCGAGAUCGUUCCGCAUAUCGAGCGACAGCUCAAAGAAAACAUAUCAGAAAGAAGCAAUAGUAAUGGUCCCAAAACCGUCAACAGUCUAGCAAUAACUUCCUACAUCAAAGAGGUGUCCGCAGCUGGCUCCAAAGCCGAAGCGAAGCUCGACUCUCAAUUCAUCGACAUUGCCGUUUCUCAGCUCAAGAUAUUUCUACUUGCAGGUCAUGAUACCACGGCUAGCGCUCUCUGCUUUGCCUGGUAUCUUAUGAGCAAGUAUCCCGCUAUUCUCGAGAAGGUGCGGUCCGAACAUGAUGAAGUCCUUGGGAGCGAUGCAAGCGCCGCAGCAUCUCGGAUUGUCGAGAACCCCGCGUUGCUGAACCAUCUUCCCUAUACCAACGCCGUGCUGAAAGAAACGCUCCGCCUCUACCCACCAGUCGGGACGGUACGACAGGGAGCUCCCGAUGUGUUUAUCACCGACCCGGAAACAGGCGAGCGAUUCCCCACCGACGGGUUCAUGAUGUUCGUGGCAUCGCAAGCGAUGCACAGAUGGGACACGCUUUGGCCAGAACCUGACACAGUCAUUCCUGAGAGAUGGCUAGUCAAGGAGGGCGAUCCUCUUCACCCAGUGAAGAGUGCAUUCCGACCCUUUGAGCUGGGUCCUAGAAAUUGUAUUGGCCAGGAGCUGGCUUUCGUUGAGAUGCGACUCAUCUUGGCGUUGACUGUGAGAGAGCUUGAAGUUGUGCCGCAAUUUCCCGAGGACGCGCCAGAGGUUUUUGGGGAGAAAGGUUUCCAGUGGAUGACAGGAACACAGAUCACCGCUCAUCCUAAGGAAGGGAUGCCAGCUAAGAUCGUUAGGAGGUAA
Messenger RNA from Colletotrichum abscissum, 1635 nucleotides. RefSeq lists its product as uncharacterized. The record is from RefSeq and is a predicted model, not a curated record. Bases 1 to 1635 code for a protein of 544 amino acids. Gene Ontology annotation, molecular function: monooxygenase activity; heme binding; iron ion binding. NCBI's taxonomy places the organism in Eukaryota, Fungi, Ascomycota, Sordariomycetes, Glomerellales, Glomerellaceae. The transcript is spliced from 3 exons.